Molecule: messenger RNA, 2166 nt
Organism: Neltuma alba
Lineage: Eukaryota; Viridiplantae; Streptophyta; Magnoliopsida; Fabales; Fabaceae
Product: U3 small nucleolar ribonucleoprotein protein MPP10
Exons: 13
Coding region: 53-1822 (589 amino acids)
Biological process (GO): rRNA processing
Cellular component (GO): nucleus; sno(s)RNA-containing ribonucleoprotein complex; small-subunit processome
Source: RefSeq, a predicted model, not a curated record
AGAACCCUAAACCCAUUCAGCUGGAGAAAAUCUCACGCAGAGCACCCCUUCAAUGGCUAGCUCCACCGAAGCCGGCGUUGAAGCUCUUUAUCGUCUGCAGGCGAAGGAUCCUGUGCCGUGGCUCACACGAGAUCCAUCGCUCACUCAAACUGCUCGUGUUGCCUCACAGUAUCUUUUCUCCUUUCUCAGACCCUUUUCCAAAAAAUCGCCAUUGGAUGAACUCCUGGUGGACGGGUUCGAUGCCGAGCAGAUAUGGCAGCAAAUUGACCUCCAAUCACAGCCUUUGUUCUCCACUCUUCGCCGGCGGUUGAAGCAGCUGGAGGAGAGUCCGGAAGCAAUCUCUGGGAUUAAAGGAGCUCUACAGGGUAAAAAGAAGGUGGAGGGGAAAACAAAAGAGGAGUGGCACGAAGAAAGUGACGGGUUUGAUGAGGAAUUAGAUGAAUUUGACGACGACGACGACGACGACGAAGAAGGCGUAGAUGAGGAAGGAAAAGAAGGCGAGGAAAGAGGGAAAGCAGUGGCAGAGGAUGAGGAGAAUGAAGAGGAGGAGGAGGAGGAAGGCCUUGAGAACGAGGAAGAUGAAGAGGAAGGUGACUAUGGAGGUAUUCAAGAUGAUUUUCUGAAAAUGAAGGACUUGGAGAAGUUCCUGGUGCAGGAGGAGAAUAACUUGGAGAACGAUGAAGCAGGACAGUUAAAGGAAGUGGAUGAUGAAAGUGAUGAGGCUGGUGAAUUUGGGGUUGGCAAUGAUGACGAUGAUGGAGACGAAGACGCAGAUGACUUUAGAUACGCAAUUUACGAAGACUUCUUUCGUGAGAGAAAGGGAAGGAGAUCCCAGCAAGAAAAAGGAAGAAAGGAAAAAAGAUUAAAACUUAAAGAAAGGUUAACUGGGACGUCUGAAGGUUCUGGUGAAGAUGACGUGGAAUUUGAUGGAGGGCCUGAACAUUCUGAUGAAGAUGACAUGGAACUUGAUGGGCAAGUAAAUCAAAAAGGAAAGUUCACUCAGGGUCUUGAAGAUUCUGAUGAAGAUGGCAUGGAAUUUGAUGGCCAAAAUCAAGAGGCUGUUUCUACCCAUGAAAAACAAACGCAAAAGAUCCAAGCAAAGAUUCAGCAGAUGGAGAAAUCUAACUUGGAGCCAAAAACAUGGACCAUGCAGGGAGAGGUGACUGCGACUAAGAGACCCUUGAACAGUGCUUUGGAAGUUGAUCUUGACUUUGAGCAAAAUAUGAGACCAGCUCCUGUAAUUACUGAGGAAGUUACAGCUUCGAUUGAGGAAAUGAUCCAGAAAAGGAUCCUUGAGGGACGUUUUGAUGACGUUCAAAGGGCUCCCAAAUUGCCAGCAAAAGCACCCAGGGAAGUAAAGGAGUUGGAUGAGAAUAAAAGCAAGAAGGGUCUUGCAGAAGUUUAUGAGGAAGAAUAUGUUCAGAAGACAGACCCCUCUUCUGCUCCUUUGUCAUUCAAGGAUGAACAGAAAAAAGAGGCAAGCACGCUGUUCAAGAGACUCUGUUUGAAACUGGAUGCUCUUUCUCAUUUCAACUUUGCUCCAAAACCUGUUAUAGAGGACAUGUCUAUACAAGCUAAUGUCCCUGCUCUGGCAAUGGAAGAAAUUGCGCCUGUGGCUGUGUCAGAUGCAGCUAUGCUGGCUCCUGAGGAGGUCUUUGCUGGCAAGGGAGAUAUCAAGGAAGAAGCAGAGCUUACAAAGGCAGAGAGAAAACGAAGGAGGGCAAAUAAGAAAAGAAAAUUUAAAGCUGAAACAGUGAAAAAGAUGUCAAUGAAGGCACGACAUAAUACAGCUCCUAGCCAAACUGAUGGCCAAGAACAAUGAGAUCUAGCAUAGGAUCUAAUGACAUAUGAAGAUUGUUGAAAGCCGCCAAAUUGUUAAUGUUCUCCAAUGACUUACGUUUUACUGUGCUGCCACAAUUAGACGGGAGGAAGCAUCUUGGUGGAAUUAUAUUAUACUUUUCUAGAUUUAGUUUAUAGUUCAUACAAGUCUGCCCAUUGCUGCAGAAAGAUGUGGUUAACUUACAACUCGGCCCUGGGGGUCUCAAACUUUUCUUGUAUUUUCUCCCGAUUUAUUAAUGAAUUUGAUCUCUAUAGUCAAAUUGAAUGAUACACUUGUAUGAUAUAUCUUUCCCUUUUGAAGGCAUAAAGAAUGCAAUUUCAUAUGCU